UCAGGAGGAUGGCGCGGAAAGUUGUCACACUGCACUGUGUAGCUCUCAGCUUAUAUUAGUUUUGUUUACAUUUUCCUUGGGCGACAGUGACUCUUUUUCUGCCAUGAGUGUGUUGGAGGUGAAGUUCAUUGGUGAUGGAGAUGCUCUGGAGCACAUCGUGGACAAACAGGAGGGUGUCCCGAGCAGCAGUGGGGCUGUCCAGAAGAUGGUCUCGUUUAAGAGCCAAGCUGGACGUCGGCCCAAAGAGGAUGCACAACAUGAUGGGGAUGAAAAUGUAUUCCUUGAUGAGCAACAUUAUAUAGAAGCUCUAGGAACAGAAAAUGCAGAAGGGAAUUCCCACAGAUGGGCUGAAACAGUAUCACAAUGCAAAGAUGAUGAGGGAGUGCACAGAGUGGCUGGAUCGUCCAUUUUCUCCUUUCAGAAAUCCAGGCGUGGACACAGCAUGGCCCUGACUGCAAGUGAGUUGGCCAGGACUCCCGGGAAAAAAGUGUCCUUCGGCUCAGCCCCCGACAUUGAGCCCUCGACUCCUACCAGGAAAGGCCGCAACAACAAAGGUGAAAUCAGGACGCCACAGAAGAGCAAGAAGGUUCAGUUUGUCUCCACAACCCCCCACAGGCUCAGGAAGAGAAUCACCACUCCAAGCGUGCAAGACAGCGAUAGCGAGCUGUCGCCCUCUGACUCUGGGGAGGACGACGAUGAAGACGGGCUGGAGGAAGAAAAGAAAGUGAAGAAAGAGGACAAGGAGAACUUAAAGACUCCAAAAAAAGGAUCAUCUGCAGCUCUCUACAAGACCCCCGCCAAGAAGAGCAAGUCCGAAGCCCUCAACCAGCCCAGUAUGGUGGAGGAGUAUUUCGAAGCCCAUGGCAACUCUAAGGUGUUGACGUCAGACCGGACCCUGGAGCGGCUACACACCCCCAAACUGGACAGGGAGAUGUUGGGGCAGCUUUUAGGGGAGAAGCCGUCCUGCUGCGCCAAAGAGAUCCAGCAGCUCUACAGCAAACACAGAAAGCACUUUAGCAAAUGGAUGUUACAGUUACAGUUGGGAUUCAGUGUGAUCGUCUACGGUUUGGGCAGCAAAAAGUCUCUGCUGGAGGACUUCCGUGUGUCUCACUUGGCUCAGGAAAUCCACCUCGUGGUCAACGGAUUCUUCCCCUCCAUUACUCUUAAAUCGAUCCUAAAUGCUCUGACAUGUGAGGCUCUAGAGCACGAGGGAAGUUUCCGGACCCCCUCAGACCAGAUCCAGUUCAUCGCUCAGACCCUAAAAGACAGCCCAGACCUCCAUCUGUACCUGAUAAUCCAUAACAUCGAUGGACCAACGCUACGAGGAGAGAAGACCCAGAGUGCACUGGGGCAGCUGGCAUCCCUGCCCAACCUGCACUUGGUGGCUUCUUUGGACCACAUUAACGCUCCAUUGGUGUGGGACCAGUUUAAGCAGAGCCAGUUCAACUGGCUGUGGUGGGAGUGCGUGUCCUUCCAGCAUUACACAGAGGAAACGUCUUAUGAAAACUCGCUCCUGGUGCAGCAGACCGGCGCUCUCGCCCUGUCCUCGCUCACACACGUGCUACGCAGCUUGACACCCAAUGCAAGAGGAAUUUUCAAACUGUUGGUGAAUUUCCAGCUGGAAAACAAAGACAACCCUUCAUACACAGGAUUGUCAUUCCAAGAUUUCUACCAGCGUUGUCGAGAGUCGUUCUUGGUGAACUCUGACCUCACGCUCAGGACUCAGCUGACCGAGUUCAGAGACCACAAACUCAUUCGCACACGCAAGGGUGCAGACGGAGUGGAGUACCUGAUCGUCGCUGUGGAUCCGGGCACGUUGAUGGAUUUCCUGGAGAACGAAGAGGGGGACUGAAAAGAGAGGACUUGUGUAAAUCUGCUACUGACUCUACCAGCAAAUCAAUAUUUUGGUUGCUUCCAUCACUGAUAUAAAUGCCCACUUGAAUACAUCUAAUAUUUGAUGUAAAGUUUCACUUGUCAAUAAUGCCCCCAUUGUUGCACUGUGACAUUUACACCUUGUGCUUUAAUGUAUAUGUUUUCAGACAGCAUCUGUUUAAUUAAAACACUUUGUGAGUUAUGCAA
This is a messenger RNA of Gymnodraco acuticeps, 2079 nucleotides long. RefSeq names its product origin recognition complex, subunit 2 (gene orc2). Gene Ontology annotation, molecular function: DNA replication origin binding. Gene Ontology annotation, cellular component: nuclear origin of replication recognition complex; nucleus. The transcript is spliced from 17 exons. Bases 104 to 1852 code for a protein of 582 amino acids. The record is from RefSeq and is a predicted model, not a curated record. NCBI's taxonomy places the organism in Eukaryota, Metazoa, Chordata, Actinopteri, Perciformes, Bathydraconidae. Gene Ontology annotation, biological process: DNA replication.